AUGAAUCGUGGUAGAACUUUCUACGAUGUUUGCUGGAGCCCAAAGGAUACUUCGAAGUUCUUGACUGCAAACUUCGAAGAAAUUCGACUGUAUGACGUCAUCACGUUAUCGCCGGACGGCAAAGUCGUGCCGGGCGCAUCGAGGCUGUCGGAGAGCACUGCUGCCAAACUCAUAUGGAAAACAUCGGACAUAAAAGGAAUCAGAUGCAUCGAUUGGUUCACCAAACCUUCCUACAAAGGGACCCUGCUGGCUGUGGGCUGCGAGAAUGGCGAGGUUGCCCUGUCUGGUUACGGAACGGAUGAGCAUUCUAUUAGAGGACUGACGCUGAAUGCGAAGCCGAGCACUCAUUUGGUUCGACCGUGCAAUGACGUCCGCUGGUCGACUAAAGAUCUGAAGCUCGCCUGCGCUUUCGAGAGAUCGAGGGGGGAGGCUUCCGUUCAAGUCUUCGAUCUCGAAACGAUCCGGAAGGACGACCUAGGAUCACAAGACACGAUUCGUUUCAGUAAGCCCAUGGUGUCAUUCGGACACCAAGACGCCGCGCAGUCCGUGUGCUUCACUCCCGAAUCUUCGAACUACUCCUCGGCGCUUGUAUGUGGGACAACAGCGAGAAAGAUCCGCGUUUUCGACAUACGAGAACCGUCAACGACAACGGUGUCCGGGAACACGGCCGCUAUAUACGGCCUGACCUUCGAUCCAUACAACGCUGAUAGAUUGGCAUCUCAUGGAACCGAUCUGAUCUGCAUUUGGGAUCUCCGCAAUUUGAACACCCCCAUGAUUCAGAUCCGAGAUCAGAGCAAUAUUUCGAAGCUGCGUUGGUGUCCGAAUCGAUCGAAUCAAUUGACAGCCAUUCAAUAUGAAUGCAACUCGCUAUCCUUGUUCAUUGUGCGGGACAUGUACCUCAGUCGGGAUAUGGUGUCGGACGAUUAUUACGAUCAUACCGUCAUUCGUCACCUCCAGCCUCGCAGUCAGCUGAAUCUCAGGUCGUUCUCGUGGCAUCCCGAGGCCGAGAAUCGAAUGCUGAUCUAUGACAGCGGGGACGAGAUCACGGACUACACAAUCAUCGAUCAGAUAACAUUGAAUUGGUCGCCCGUCUCGGAGAUCAUAUGGACCCACGGAAAGAAAAUUGUGCAUCGUCUUCACGAAGCGGACGCCCUGUAUAAAACUAUCGACCCUCUCGCGGCGAGAGUGCGGAAACGAGCCAAGAGUGGCUUCGGUUGCGUGAAAAAUGCCACGAACAUCUGCCUCGAUUCGUCCCUUAUCGACGAUGACCCGCCGCUGCUGAACUUGCAUUGCUGGUUGAAAGAACUCGAAUCUUCGGAGAAUACUGGGCCUCGCCUGCUAACCGGGGUUUACUAUCUCCUCGAGAAUAUUUCGGAGUCCACCUCACACUCCGGCAAACUCGCUCUCGAUAACUCUCCUAAUAAUGUCAAGUAUCUGUCUUACUACGAUCAUCCAGCACGGCGAAAAGUCAUGGCGCUCUUACAAGCUAUCGAUCACAGAGGCGAAGAAGAUUGGGCUCAGAAAGCGGUCGCGGCUCUGUUCCAACUCGACAUGCGGAAAGUCAUGGAAUACCUGGAGAUGCCUUCGAAAAACGACCAGGACUUGAACUCCGCCCUCGUGGCCCUUGCGAUAUCUGGAUACAGUGAGCAGAAAGGCUCAACAUGGCGCGAAAUGUGUGCCACUCUGAAACCUCAUAUACGCAAUCCUUACCUAGCGGCCAUCUUCGCCUUCCUAAUGUCUACAAGCGAUGACUAUAAUCAGGUGCUGAACACAUCCAUAGCGGUACAAGACAAGAUUAUGUUCGCCUGUAGAUUUCUGAGCGAUCUGAAACUACAGCGCUUCAUCAAGGAGCAGACUCAGGAGUACGUUCGCGCAGGGAAAAUAGAAGGUAUUCUGUUGACGGGACUGCACACCACUUCGGACAGGAUCAACACGCAUCUGCUCGAUCUGCUACAAAACUUCGUCGACCGUACCGCGGACGUUCAAGCCGCGUCGGCAAUCGCAGUGGUGACUCGAAAUCCUCAGAUCAUCGGGCAUGAGCUAACUCAACGUUGGAUCGAAUGUUAUCGGGGACUGCUGAAUCAGUGGAGGCUGUGGACGGAGAGGGCGCUCUUCGAUUGCGCGAUGGCUCCGCCGAUGGGCCGGAGCGUACCACCCCAAAUUCGGGUCCAUUGUAACUACUGCCGGAAGCCCAUCUCCGCUCCUAAUGAAACUCGAGGAAGGCAAGCUUUCCGACCGGCGCCGCCAGUGCAAAGGAUAACCAGCUGUCCCAGCUGUAGGAAGCCUCUGCCCCGAUGCGCGAUGUGUCUAACGAACAUGGGAACGCCGAUAUCUCGACCGAAUCGAGAUUUGAAGGAGACUAGAGAUGCCGAUGCCGUCCUGCAUCAGACGGAAACGAGUCAAUUCGGACGGUGGUUCACGUGGUGUCAGAGCUGUAUGCACGGGGGGCAUACUCAGCACAUGGCUCAUUGGUUUGAGAAACACGAGAAAUGUCCGGUGACCGGAUGUCAAUGCAAGUGCGCUUCGAUCGACGUGUCGGUCAGUCAUCAUCUCCAGAGCUUCCAGAAGCCAGCUGCUUGA
This is a messenger RNA of Galendromus occidentalis (western predatory mite), 2580 nucleotides long. RefSeq names its product GATOR complex protein mio (gene mio). Lineage: Eukaryota; Metazoa; Arthropoda; Arachnida; Mesostigmata; Phytoseiidae. Gene Ontology annotation, molecular function: protein binding. Gene Ontology annotation, cellular component: cytoplasm. The transcript has 14 exons. The coding region runs from base 1 to 2580 and encodes 859 amino acids. Gene Ontology annotation, biological process: cellular response to amino acid starvation; positive regulation of TORC1 signaling. The record is from RefSeq and is a predicted model, not a curated record.